Seminavis robusta is the source of this 4599-nucleotide messenger RNA. The record is from the annotation of a GenBank genome assembly. Lineage: Eukaryota; Bacillariophyta; Bacillariophyceae; Naviculales; Naviculaceae.
AUGGCGUCGCUUCAGGGCAAUGUGUUGGUGAUUCCUUUGCCGAGCUUACCCAAUCAGAGUCUCGGCAUCUUGAUAGAUACGAGUUACCUAGAGCAGGAGAAUACCGGCACCGCUCCUUAUCCCACCGUCAUUUCCGUUCACAAUUAUUCUGUUCUCCGCGAUCAAGUGCAACCUGGCGAUGUGCUCAUGAGCCUGGGUUCCCGUAAUCUGUUGGGUGUCUCGUUGAGACAAAUCCGUGAAACAGUAACGAGCAAUGUUGGUGGUUCUUUGGUUGUGCUACGUCCGAAUGGUUCCAGCACUGGAUCUGCUACAAUGACGCCAACAACAACUGCUACCAUACCAGAGAGUGCCCGUAAAAUCCCACCAAAUGACCCGAGCCAAGCAACGCAAAACGAUAGCACUCCAACUGUUCCAUCCAAUGCAGCUUCAGUACCGCCAGUAGCAGCAAAAGUAACCCCUGCAGCGAGAGAUACCCCUACCGGUAAAAAGGACGAUGUCAUUGAACUUUUGAGCUCUUCUUCAGAUGAAGAGGAUACAAUUACAGGCAUAAAAACUUGUGGAGGCACCUCUAAUAAGGUUACUGCAACCAUGAAGCACGAAAAUGUUGGUGAUGAAAUUCUGUUGGCGGAACAAAAUGCGACGAAGCGCAUUAAACAAGAGGGCAACUCAUCCAACGCAGAAAUCAGUCCUUUGCCCACCAAAACUGCAUCUACAGUACUGCCAGAGACGCUUUCAAUUCCACCAACUCUUUUUUCACAAGGAAAAGCCAAGUUUCCUCUCACCAUAGAUACUCAAUUCACUGGAAAGCUCGGCAACGCAGAGACGCCGGUUCCCAAUAUUGAUGGAGCAUUCUACGAAGAAUUGCACACUGCAAGUGGUAAUACACGCAAAAAGCGAAGUGUCAAAACAUGGUCGAGGGUCGCUCGUUUGGCAGGAACCUUCAAAGUACAGGUGCAACACAACGAAGGUUUUGUAUCGGAAAUUUGCAAUAAUACCACUGAACUUGUCCGCUAUGUCCUGGCAGAAGACCUUUUGAAAGCACAGAGCGAAAACCCCGAUCGUCUCAUCUUCUCCCAGAAAGCCUGUGACAUCCUCUCAGCCAUCAGUAACUUGAAUGACCUGCAGAAUCCUUUCCAGGAGCGCUGCGUUUACGCAAUUGCCGAAGCACCUUCACCAAAAUUUGAGACCCCACCAGUAGUAGCAGAGCUGAAGUUCUACGUCUACUUUAGGAGAGCUCUCUUUGGUCUCGCUGCCAACGCCAAUAUCACAACACUAUUGGAUGCUCUCGCACCCAAUGAUACCGAGAACAACAUGUGGGUUCCCUGUCGGCAAGUUCCAAUGUCUACCAAUCAAUAUGAAAGGAGCGAUCGCCCCACGGAUGGGUCAAAACGAGCAGAGCGUCAAUUUGAAUACUCACUUGCCGGGUUGCUUUGGCAUACGGAAAGCACCGGCUAUCCUCUGUCCAGCGCCGUCGCGGACAGGGACUAUCAAGGCGUGAACGUUGAGCUCCGUGACUAUCAAAAGGAGAGUGUAUCCUGGAUGAUUGAUCAAGAGAAUCGUGAUAGAACGAAAACGGGAGGCGGCGUUGCAGGGUUAAACGGAUAUUUCUGGGAACGACGGACACUUGAAGACGGUGAGGAGUUUUUUUACUUUCCGCUUGGCGGACAAAUUUUGUUGAAUCCUCCACCUAUCGCCACUGGAGGAUUGCUGGCAGAAGAGAUGGGGCUCGGGAAGACAGUGAUCACGCUAGAGCUCAUUUGCUCCGACGUGAAAUCCAAGCCCCCAAACAGAGGUGGAACACUUUGUGUUUUGCCAGUAUCACUGCUCAGCCAAUGGGAGGAAGAGAUUUCCAGCAAGGCGAACCAUCUCUCUGUUUUCGUCUACAAUGGCGACAGCGCCCGCGAUUUGCACGAGAAACAUCGAUCAAUGGUUGCAGUGGCGAAGGAGCUAUCCCAGUUUGACAUUAUCCUCGCAACUAUGAGCAAGCUGAAGGAACUUACGGCUCAACGAAACACAAACAAUCAACGAAACCCAAACGCGCUAGGACAUGUCAAAUUUCACCGCCUAGUCGUUGACGAAGCCCAAUUCCUGAAAAAUGAUACAACGGCAAUUGCCAAAGCAGCCGCUGCGAUUAAUGCCACACACAUAUGGAUGCUCUCAGGAACUCCCCUCACUAACAAGCUCGAUGACCUACGGGGAGAGCUCAGCCUGCUUCACGUGUGGCCAUUUACCCUGGGAACGCAAACAGACACGGGUUGGCAAGAUUGGUUCUGGCAAGAAGCAAUCAGCAGGCAAUGGAACGAAAAGACUGGGUUGGCCAAUCCAAUUCUGCAUAAACUGAUGUCAGCGGUUGCGUUUCGACACAGCCGGAUGCAGAAUCGACGAGUUGACGGUUCCCCCCUUGUGGAACUUCCUCCAAGAACCGAAGAAUUUGUUGCGAUCACCGAAGACUCGUCGAGUUCGUACUCUUACAUCAAUUGUUUCGUCGCAGCUAUGGCCGUGAAAAUCUUACGACGCUUUGACCGAUUCGAUGUUCGAGUAACUGGAUUCAUCACAAAACUUCGCCAGUUCUCGUCCUGUCCCUCUCUCUUGGUAGAUGAAACUGAAAACGCUGACGACUUCUUAUCACAGCUUGCCACUCUGGCCACAACGAAGGCUGAAAACACGAUGGGAGGGAUACGGCAAAUUUCACUCCGCCAAGCUAUCAUUAGCCGAAAGAACAACAAGGACGCGGUCCUUCAAGAGCUGAUUCUCUUGGCCAGAGACGGCCCUAGUGCACUCACACAUUGCUUGUACUGCAAGAAAGCGCGUGCGGAGCCGGCUUAUUUCCGUUGCAGCCAUUCUGUAUGUGUGGGAUGCUCGAGAACCAUGCUGGAGAAGGAUGGUUCCUUUGACUGCCCCGUCUGUAGCGACCACCUUACUGCUAUCGACAUUGAUGCGGUUAUCUUGCCAGCAGUUGCGACGAGAGACUCAGAAGCCACUGGCGCUACUCAACGGAAUGAUGCCAUUGAGGUGGACUUGAACGAUGCAGCGAUUGAGGAGAUGUUGAGCUCUCUGCAAGAAGAUGUUGUCGAUGAUCCCUCGCCGGCUGAAGCUUCUCAUCAGCAGGUGUCUACCUACAGCCUUGUCCGCCAGAAUCACUUCGAACCAUCGGAACAGCAAGGUAUUGUGCAACUUGCAGAGCUAGCAAACCACGCGAAGCCCAAUUUGACCCCUGAAUCGGAGAGUUAUGCAGAACAAUUUUACUCAAACGACAUGGGUCCCUCUGUGAAGGAUCUUGUUCGACACGCGGUUGAGUGUUCAGAAGACCUAUGGGAGAGCCCAAAGAUCAAAGCGCUUUGUGAGACAAUACAAUCCAUUCGGGACUCUUCCCUCGAGGCCAAGAUCUGUGUCUUCUCUUCGUUCAACAAAGUUCUGGACAUUGUCGAAGAAGCACUUGUAACGUGCCACUAUACUGUGGAGUACGACAUGAACACAAACAUGAAACUGCUGCCAGGCCAAAAGGUCAUCAAAAGAGAAAAGGACGGGUCCAAAGGACGGGUAGUACGCAGAUCACCCGAUCGCUACCAGCCCGAAGAGCCAUCGUCUGGCUGGGAUGUCUUGUAUGAAGUUGCAUGGCGUGGACGAGGAAUAACCGCCAAUUCACAUGUCCAUCGCAAUGACCUGCUGGUGGAGCCUGUGGUCGUUGAUAGCGUUUCUCCCAAGCAUGUACGAAAGGACCCGGCGGAUAAGAAACUCUCUGUGAACGGUUCCUCAGACCGAUACGCCGUUGGCUCGAAGGUUGAAAGCCGGCGGCCGGCUGUCUCCUCACUAGAGCUUCAGGUGGGGUACAGCGUCUUGAUUCUUCCAGUCGGCAAUGUGGGUAGUCCCGAGCCCGGCCGCGUUGUCUAUGUGCACGAUGAGGGUGGCUCAGUAUCCUAUGACGUUCAGCCAGAUGGCUACACAGUCUCGGCGAAUAAUGAACACGUCCGAAGACAGGUGCUUUGUCUUCCACCGUCCAGAUUGCAGGAUAAGGGCAUUGCAAGGUGGCUCCCUGCCAGGAUUGUCGAAAUCUCCACUAAAAGGCUGACAGCCGAAUCGAUUUCAGCGACCAAAACCCGGGCUGAUCCGUUUGAACAUGCUCUUGGCUACGUCCGUCUGGAUGGCGGUGCCGGUGAUGCCUCCCGCAGAGGUGAAAUCCUUGAAACAUUCAAGAGAGACCCGAUGACCUCAGUGGCCCUCCUCACAAAGACAGCGGCUGGUGUUGGUUUGAACUUGACAAACGCCAACUAUGUCAUUGUACUGGAGCCCAGCAUUGACGGGCACGAUGAAUUGCAGUCAAUUGCGCGCAUUCAUCGUAUUGGACAAACGCGAAAGGUAUCAGUGCUCAAGUUCUACAUGAAAGGAUCAGUUGAAGAGCGGAUUCUUAGCAGGCGGCAGCAACGUGGCGAGCUCAAUGUUUCCAUCAACACUAUCACUGGAGUCGAUCCUGCAGAAGGAGAGGAAGGCGCGACCAAGGGAAAGAAUACGGUUUCGUCAUCAAAAGCGUUGGCUUUUUCAGAUUUGAAGUUUCUACUUGGGGCGGACGGCAGCGGAGACGGGUGCAAGAUCCGCAGUUGA